Molecule: messenger RNA, 4235 nt
Organism: Leptidea sinapis
Lineage: Eukaryota; Metazoa; Arthropoda; Insecta; Lepidoptera; Pieridae
Product: probable cytochrome P450 6a13
Exons: 8
Coding region: 187-1935 (582 amino acids)
Molecular function (GO): iron ion binding; monooxygenase activity; heme binding
Source: RefSeq, a predicted model, not a curated record
UGAAGUGUGCUUAAAAUUGUAGUUUAAAGUAAAAAGCUUCGAGUGUUUCAACAUAGUUUACUUCACCUACAUUUCUCACUAACACAUAUAGAGUUUUUAUAUGUAAUAAUUGUAGUGAAUAAUAACUUUGUGAUUUUAAAUAUGAAGUUGAAAAUUAAUAAAUAGUUUAGUGGAUUGUGAGUGAAAAUGUUACCCUCAAAGAAUAUAUCGUGGGUAGUUCUGAUUUUGUUGUGGUGGUUGCAGAAUUGCACCUUACGUAAUGAUGUGUUAUGGUAUGUUUUUGCUUGUAUUGUCGUUACGCGGUUAGUGUGGUCUAUUUUGACAUAUGACUAUGACUACUGGGAGAGGCGAGGUAUAUUCGCGCCCCCGGCUACUCCCGUGGUGGGUCAUAUCGGAUCAGUAGCAACGAUGAAGGAGCAGACAGGCUUGUGUUUCAAGCGAAUUUACGACACUUACAAACACAAAAGAUACUUAGGAACUCACCAGUUCUACCAGCGAACAUUUGUGGUUUGUGACCCUGGGAUCAUUAAGCGUAUGUGUGUCAAUGACUUCCACUACUUCACCGACCGGGGGUUCUUCUUCAACAAGGACACAGAUCCGCUCGCUGAGUCCGUGCUAUUUCUUCGAGGCAAUGAGUGGAAAAGACUGAGGGCUAAGAUAUCACCAAUAUUUUCGCCAAAUAAACUGCGUAAUAUGUUUCCUAUCAUCGAAGGGACGGCCAGUGAAUUUCUUAUACGUGUCAAGAAGAUCGCAAAAGGGACACAAUGCGAGGAGAAUAACAACGAGGUUAUCAAGUCUGUGGUACAUUCAAAUGAUGCGAUACAUUCAGAUGAUGCGAUACAUUCAGAUGAUGCGAUACAUUCCAAUAAUGCGAUACAUUCAAAUGAUGCGAUACAUUCAGAUAACAAAGUCUACAAGCCGGUGUCGGUGGUUGAUUCGGACAGGCUGGUUGGUGGUUUCACUGCAGACGCGAUAGUCCCCUGCGCUUUCGGACUGAAGAGUAAUGUGAUGGACAACGAGAAUGAUCCAUUCGCUGUUGCGCUGCAUGCGUUCUAUGAAAUGAGCUGGUUCAACAUAUUUGAGAAGACAAUGCGUCAAUUCUGGCCCGCGUUUGUUCUCUUUUUCAAAAUCCGUAUCAUUCCGAAACGAACACAUGAUUUCUUUUAUAACAUCGUGACAAAGGUGUUACGGGAGAGGUCUACUGGUGAACAAGAGAAGAGAGGAGAUUUCAUCGAUAUGAUGAUGGCACUACAAGAUGAUGAUAUCAAAAUAGAUGACGAAAACGACUUUAAGAUCACAAACAUGAUUAUAUCAGCGAAUGCAUUCAUCAUCUUCUUGGGUGGUUUCGAGACCACUUCUUCAACCCUGGCAUUCCUGUUCCUGGAGCUCGCGGCACACCCUGGAGUCCAGGAGAAGAUGAGGAAAGAGAUCGGCCAGGUGCUUGAAAAACACGGAGAGCUUACGUAUGAUGCGCUUCAAGAACUAACGUAUAUGGAGAUGGUAAUACAAGAAACUCUUCGGCUAUACCCACCGUUCCCGACGAUCCAGCGAAUGUGCACGAAGGACUACACGAUUCCUGGAACGACAGCUGUGAUAGAGAAGGGAACAAUCAUUAUGUUCCCAACGCUCGGGAUACAGAGAGAUGACAAAUAUUUUGAAAACGCAUCCCAGUUCAUUCCAGAGCGCUGGGCGGACGGAACAUCCCCGCCUCUUCCAGGAGUCUACAUGCCGUUCGGUGACGGUCCAAGAUAUUGUAUAGGUAAACGCUUCGCAAUCAUCCAGAUGAAAUGUUGCCUGGCCCGGUUGAUGCCCCACAUUCUGAUCAGCCCGGUGCCCACACGGAAUGGAGAAAGGACUGGUCCUUUCGACGCUGACCCGCUGUGUCCUAUGACCCUUCACCCGAAGGACUCAAGGGUUGCCAUCAGCCUGUUAUGACACGACUAGGGUACCUAUAAAGAACCUUAUAAACUGACACCCAGCCCAAAUAAGUGUUGAAUUGGUUUUAAAAUGAGUUGACAUUCGCCCUACAGAAAAGCGUAGAUGAAGCGACAACCUGAGAGUUGAAUAAAUACACAUACAUACCAAGAUAUACGACUCUCGACUGGUUGGAUCAGUUGGUAAGAGCGGUCGGACGGAACCCGAGAGGCAUCGUUCAUAAAUUUUGGAUAUAAAUUUAAUUUGUAUAAUAAGUCCCAGAUGCGGCCUUAAAAUAACAAAUUGUUUAAAUUGUUUUCGAAGUCACAUGUAACUUUGUUCAACUCUCAAGUUGGAAAGACCACUCGGAACGCGAGAGGUCGAAGGUUCGAUUCCCGCGUCGUUCAUAAAAUUUUGUAUUCAGUUUUAUUUGUGUAAUUAAUUUUUUUUGCUGUUGACUUAGUUGUUAGCUUAACAGUUCAAUGUUCUAGAAGAAAGUAAAAAACUACUAUAUACAGUAAUUUUAAUACGAUAAAAUAGAUAGAUUAUAAUUAUAUGGGAGACUUCUUUGCACAGGAUUCCGGCGAGAUAAUGGGUAGCCCAACGGCGCCUAUUUCUGCCGUGAAGCAGUAAUGUGUAAACAUUACUGUGUUUCAGUCUGAAGGGCGCCGUAGCUAGUGAAAUUACUGGGCAAAUGAGACUUGACUUCUUGUCUCAAGGUGAGGAGCGCAAUUGUAGUGCCGCUCAGAAUGUUUGGGCUUUUCAAGAUCCUGUGCGGCACUGGAUUGUAAUGGGCAGGACGUAUCAGUUACCAUCAGCUGAACUUCCUGCUCGUCUCGUAUUUUCAUAAAAAAAGAGCCUCAAGCUGUUAGGGAAAAUGACAACAGACCAGGUUUGUUACUUUAGUGUGUGUAAGUGACAUGCUCCGUUUUACACUCGCGGUACGUAAUUCACUUUGUAUUAGUGUGCGUAUGUUGCUGAAAGUAGAGGUUAACAGUUCGCCAAUAGAAAUAAAAAUAAGAAGGUUAUAGAAAUGUUAUAAGAUAUAACAAUAUAUUAUAUAACACUAGCUGACCCAUUUAAAAAAAAUGUCAAAAAAAAAAAUCGUGUGGACCACCCUUAACAUUUAGGGGAAUGAAAAAUAGAUGUUGGCCGAUUCUCAGACCUACUCAAUAUGCUCAAAAAAUUUCAUGAGAAUCGGUCAAGCCGUUUCGGAGGAGUACGGGAAGGAACAUUGUGACAAGAGAAUUUAAUAUAUAAGAUAUUAUACACAUAUAAUUUUUUUUACCUAAAACCUGAGAGUUGAACAAAGUAUACAAGAUUUUAUAAGCGAUACGUCACUCGAACGGUUGGCUCAGUUGGAAGAGCUCUCGCACGGAAUGUGAGGGUUCGAUACCGCAUCGUUCAUUAAAUAUUGUUUUUUAAAUUUUAUUUGUGUAAUCAUCCCAGAAGUGAGGGUUAUCACUUGAUUACCACGGACUAGAAAAAAAAACAGGACUCCACGCCGUGAUAUUAGCAAGUGAAGCACCUUUAUGCUGUGUUUAUGCUAGUGUGUGUGCGGUUACGGUGCACAACAGUUACACAAUUUUUUCUUCCUUAAAUAAUCAUAUAUCCACAAAUACUUUUAUAUUAUUGUUUUUACACUUUUUCACAACGCACGACGGCAUUUUAAAAAAUAUUUUAUUGCGAUGCAAACUGAUCUGUCACAGACGAUGGCAAAUCUCAUAAUGGCCGCCGAUCGGCUUGUAUUAGUGUAAGUGUAUACGUGGGGCUAUACUUGUUUUGGUGCCUCACUGUUAUGUAACGUGACACGGAGUCCUUAUUGUUUUACUCGUCCGUGCUUAAAACAUAACAAAUUGUUAACAUAUUAUAUUCAUACAUAAACAUUGCUGAAUACCUACGCUUGCAACGCCUCGGAUAUUUAGGACCUUGUGCAACAAUUGUUCAAAGUGGCGUCAAUAUGAAUAAAUUAAGAAUCUCACAGUGAAGAAUGAUUAGCAUAUAUUUAAAAAAAAACUUAGCGUUUAAAUGCAAUAUUCAAAUAUAUAGGUGUUGGUUGUAGAAGAGUUCCCGCAGUUAAAUUAAAUACUGAAAUAUGUCCGCUGCUCCGAUUGAUACUAAAUCACUACUUAACCACUGCUGGUCUAUAAGUCACCUGUGAGGCGAUUGUUUAACACGGCGAUGUCACUUCUAUUACCUUCUAAAUUAGAUUUAUAUGUAUGUAGUAGAUUAAGUCACAAAGUUCUAAGUUAAGAUUUCUAAGUUAUAAGUUCUAAGUUAAGAUUUCAUGAAGUUACCAAAUAAAUUCUCUUAGUAAGUUA